CCACCAUCCCAGGUCACUUUUGCAUAUUCUCAUCAAACAACUUCCUCACAAGAUCCAUGUUCAUGGACAACACACCAAUCCACAUGGAACGGCCGUGACCCAUCCAUCCCUCCAUCCAUCCAUCCACCCAUCCAUCCUGGCGAUGGCGACCAUGGCGUGGUGCUUCAUCCACAAGGGGCGAAGCGCUUGCUUUGGCAUGGGAGUCCUCGGAGCACAACACCGUCUCAAAAGCAAUCGCAACCACCGCCACCCUAUUAUUACACCGCCAUACCUUGAUAUACACCUUAAUACACGGAAUUGUAAUACACCACCUCGACAAGGGGGGCUAGCUACCAGGCCUCCACCUGCCGCCGACGAUCACCACCACCAAGGCGUCGGCACUCCACAUAGACACACCUUAUUUCAACGUCAACUUCGUUACUGUCCCCUCCCUCUCCAGUGCGGCUCCACUCACCGACAUCUCAACCUCAACCUUACAAACACAUCCUCGUCACAACCAAAACCUAAGAAGUUCAAGAUGACAGUCACCACCCCCAACCCUUCCAAACCACCAUACCAGCACGAGCGUCAUAUUGCCGAGCUAGCCGUGCAACGCGCCUCCCUCCUCACGCGCCGCGUCCUCGCCGGCAUCCUCAACCCUUCUUCCACUUCUACAUCUUCCACCUCCACUUCCGGUACCUCGACACCACAGCUUCAUCAUGACGACCACCCCGCCUGCCGCGUCAGCGUCGCUUCCAUCUCCAAGCCCGACUUCUCCCCCGUGACCGCCGCCGACUUCGCCGUGCAAGCGCUCCUCACCGCCGCCAUCCGCGCGCACUUUCCGCACGACGGGUUCAUCGGCGAAGAGGACGCGGAUGCUUUGCGCGGGGAUCCGGUGCUGGCCAGACAGGUAUUUGAUUUGGUUCGUUCUUGCGCCUCCACCGAGUUAGGUGAUGAAGCCUUCUCACCAGCCCUCCCGCAAACCAUUCCCGAGAUGCUAUCCCUCAUCGACCUAGGCGGACGCGGCACCGGCUCACCCACCGCCCGCUUCUGGGCUAUGGAUCCCAUCGACGGCACGGCGGCGUUCAUGCGCGGGCAGCAGUAUGCUGUGAGCCUGUGUUUGAUUGAGGGUGGACGGGAGGUGGUUGGCGUCUUGGGCUGCCCCAACCUCGGCAUUACUCUCCCCUCUUCCUCUUCCGCUUCCCCGCAAACCAACACUUGCACAGCCACGUACAUAAUCUCCGAGGACAGCACCCCAUCCCCAUCCCCUGACACUCAAGAUCAGGAUCAACAACAAACAACAAACGGCAUCCUCCUCAGUGCCGUGCGCUCCCAAGGCGCUACUAUCCGGCCCAUCGCCGACCAGACUUCCCCAACGGACCUUCUCCCCGCAAUUCCCCUCACCAAGUCCUCCUCCUUCACUAAAAAUCCCCAAACCACCCCACCAGACAUGUCCAACCUCCACUUCAUCGACUCCCUCUCCACCCCCGCAACCUCUUCCUCCCUCGUCGCCCGCGUCGCCACCUUAGCCGGCGUACCCAAUUACUCCUUCCCCGGCACCGAGCUGUACUCGUCACACAUGCGAUACGUAGCCAUGAUCCUUGGCGGGCCAUCGCACGUGCAGGUGCGCAUCCCCAAGCCGAGAACCAAGGCCACCUAUAUCUGGGACCACGCGGGCGCACAGCUGAUUUACGUCGAGGCGACGGCGGGUAAAGGGAAGGUGACGGAUCUGUGGGGGAGGCCGAUUGAUUAUGGACGGGGAAGGAAGCUGGAUGGGAAUUGGGGAGUGAUCACGGCCCAUGAAGAGGUUUCUGGGCGCUUGUUGGAGAUUGUGAGCGGCAUUGUUGGGUGAUGAAGGAGGUUGGUGGUUGGUUUUUUUGGAGUUUAUGGGCGUGACUGCGUUUGCCUGCUUUGUUGGGGGGAAUCAUGGUGAUUUUGGUGUCAAUGUUGGACGGCUGGAUACCCUAAGUGAUGCGAAUGGGGAUAGACGGCGACGGCAGCAAUGCCCCAAACGGAAACACUUCUUGAGUUAAUGCAUGCAUAU
Messenger RNA from Neurospora hispaniola, 2023 nucleotides. RefSeq names its product carbohydrate phosphatase. Lineage: Eukaryota; Fungi; Ascomycota; Sordariomycetes; Sordariales; Sordariaceae. Gene Ontology annotation, biological process: sulfate assimilation. Gene Ontology annotation, molecular function: 3'(2'),5'-bisphosphate nucleotidase activity. The transcript is spliced from 2 exons. Bases 143 to 1831 code for a protein of 562 amino acids. The record is from RefSeq and is a predicted model, not a curated record.